GUCAGCCAACUCCAGGAAGCGGUUGCUAUUAAUACAAUAUGAAAGAGAUGGUGACAGAGGGCGAAGAUCUGUUUCUCACAAAAACAGCUAAAUAGAACUAACUAGAUGCCCAUGUUUUGAACAGGGUAUAACUGAAAAUCAGAAUUGUGAAGGAUAUUUACAGUGGCAUUUAAACUUCUCUGAAAUUGACGCUGCACUGUGGAUAUAUGGGUGCAUGAACACUGCACCAUGAUGUCAGCAUCAUUUAUCUCUCCAACUAUUUCCACGUACAGCUACCAAGUGUUGAUUGUUUACACAAGGGACGCUGAAGAAUGGGCCACGUACCUUCAAAGUGUCCUAAGCUCUUCUCAGAAGUUUCCUGCCAAGUCAAUUCUCUUGUAUCCAGUCACUGCCGACGUUUCUUUGCAAGAGGAUGAGUUUGCUAUUUUUAAUGCCAGCAGAUGUAUUGUGCUUUUGCUAUCCACGGAAUUUUUGGACAUGCAGUGCAACCCAGGAGUGCUUGAGAUUUAUAAGAAAGUUUUUCGUCCUCCUAAUAAAAUGGUAUUGCUCUUCUGUGGGGUGUCAGAAAGUGACUUGCUAAAUGAGCAUUUUGGACACUGGCAUUUCUGGAGGAAACUUUACCCUGAUGAUGACCCAGCAAUAUACAUUUCUACUGUUCUUGAGUCUAUUUCUGAUGGCGAUGACGAUGUGACAACCAAUGAAACUGAAACAGCUGAAAAUACAACACAAAUGACUCAGAGAGAAGAAGGUGAAGGUGAACCUUCAGUAUCAAUACUAGAGUGUUCAAAGGCAGAGCAGCUACCUGAAGAAGAUGGUGUGAACAAUCAGGAGGUUCAGACACCACCUGGAAAUGAUGAAGAUGUCUGUCUCAUAGUCCAGCCGGACAGGAUACUUUGUGGGACCAAAGUGACUAUUUACAUCCUCCUGAAAUGUAAGUUGGACGCUCAUGCAGAAACUGCAGUGGAAUUUUCCUGUGAAGAAUGUGGUGCCAAAAGAGAGCCAGGGACAGUGGAAAAUGAAUACACUGUGAGCGUCACAUCACCUGACAUGCCUUCGGGAAGUGUUUUGCUUUCUCUGUAUAGCAAUGACUUGAUUGUCUGCUCAAAGUCUGUGACAUAUUUCACUGGCAUGGAGGAAGUCAAUAGGUACCUGGAAAGUGUAACAAAUCCCUUGGAAUUUUUCAGUCAGGCUUUCAACAUCACAUCCAGCUGCAGAGAAUCUCUGGACAAGGUGCUGGCUGAUUUACUUAAAAGUAAAAUGCCAACAAGUGGUUUUGAAAUCUUUGGAAUAAACCAGCUGGAAGAAGAAAACAUGUCUGCCUAUCAACGAAAUGAGGAGUUACCUACAUUGUUACAUUUUGCUGCAAAGUAUGGGCUAAAAAAUCUUAUGACCCUUCUACUGCAAUGCCCUGGUGCUUUGCAAGCAUACAGUGUGGGAAACAGGCGCGGCGAUUAUCCAAAUAACAUUGCUGAGAAAAAUGGAUUUUUAGACCUUAGACAGUUUAUGGACAAGUAUGUUGAAAAUGCAGGAACGGACAAGAGUCACUUAAAGGAAAGCAUCACAGAAGAGGAAAGUGAAGACGUAUAUGAGCCCAUGUCCAAAACAACUCAGGAUAGCUUAACACUGGACACUGAGUGUAAGGAAGACAUCUAUGAAUCAAUGCUGGAGUUGGACCCAGAUUGCAUCCAAGAUUUAUAUGAGGACAUGGAAAAAGCAAUGAGGCAAUCUCUCAAUCCUGAGGAGGCCAUGUUGCGUUCAUUUUUUCAAGCUGGGACAACAAGCAAGACCGAGAAAUUCCUAAACUCAGAGGAGGAAACUCACAGAGAAGAAACAGAGGGAAAUGAAAAUAUAGCAAGUGAGGGGGAAGAGGAAGAUCCUUAUAACUUUUGUCCUGCUGAUGAAAUUUAUGACACUCUAGAUGAGCUUGCCCCAGAUCAUGUCUCACAGAUUAUCAGUCGUCCUCCAGCACCGAUCCCUAGACCUUCGGUUGUCACUGCUGAGACCGAGGAAAACAAGACCUACAUUUCCAGAGUGUUUUCUGAAAAACCAUCAAUAGCACCCCAGGAUAUGCGCUUUGAGGAAAGGCUGGCGAGAGGACCUGCCAGAGACAGACCUCAAACAACAGCCUAUGACCCAUAUGCAGGAAUGAAGACUCCUGGACAGAGACAACUCAUUUCCCUACAAGAGAGAGUAAAAGUGGGCGAUAUUAGUGUGGAGGAAGCUGUUCAAGAAUUCAAGGAGUGGCAGAUGAAUCAGGAAAAGAGAUCUCUGUCCCUACGCUUUCAGCAGGAAAAUCUAAAGCGUUUAAGAGACAGCAUAACAAGACGACACAAGGAGAACGUGAAGAUGGGAAAGGAAAUGGAAAUCACAGCUCCCUUGCAACACAGCCCCUGCAAGGAUAUGGCAGUGAAACUGGAAUGUGCAGUGUACGAGCCUUGCCCGCGAGUGAACGCCGAUCCUGAUUAUCCAGUUCACAUAGGAAAUUGGCAAAAAGAGAGCAUCUCUUGUAUUGCCAGAAUUGGAAGUAAGCGGCAGAGUACCAACAGUGCUAGCAGCUAUACUAGUAGGACAGAGAAUGAUUACGAGGACGAAACCGAUUGCAGUUCUGCACCUUCUCUUCCUCCACGUAAUAUCGACAUGCCACCACUGUUGCCUCCUCGAAUUCCGCCCCGGUAUCCUGAAAGGUUUUCGGAGGGCAUGGCCUCAGACCGCUACACAUUCUGUCCCACUCGUCUUCAAAAGCCUCCUGAAAGGUCAAACUCUCCUCCACCAAUUCCAAGGCGAACACGGUGAUAACGUUAGCAGAAGUAAUACAUUCUAGGCUGUUGUUUUCUCUAUUACGGGCAGACCUCAACAAUAACAGGCACAUAAAUAAUCGUAGUUUCUUUUUCUAUCUAUUCUAAUGCUUUGAAAGUAUUACUUUUGGUUUAAUGAUACCUUGCAGUUAAAGAAAAUGAAUCAAUCUAUGUCUAUGAAAUGAGUUUGGUGUCUAUGAAAGUUGAUUAUAUCCAGGGAAGCCCAAGAGUUUACCAUGUGCAAAGAAAAGUUCUUCCAGCUUGUUGUGGAAUUUUUAACUGAACAUGAUGCUAUGAUAAUUUACAUAAUGUACACAUGCUGCAAGGCAUUUAGCAUUUUUAAAUGUAAUUUAUUUAUAAUGUAUUGUUUUGAAGAAGUAUUAAAAUAAUGCGAAAAAUA
This is a messenger RNA of Paramormyrops kingsleyae, 3195 nucleotides long. RefSeq names its product phosphoinositide-3-kinase adaptor protein 1 (gene pik3ap1). Gene Ontology annotation, cellular component: cytosol. The record is from RefSeq and is a predicted model, not a curated record. Lineage: Eukaryota; Metazoa; Chordata; Actinopteri; Osteoglossiformes; Mormyridae. Gene Ontology annotation, molecular function: phosphatidylinositol 3-kinase regulatory subunit binding; signaling receptor binding.